This is a messenger RNA of Strongyloides ratti, 1737 nucleotides long. RefSeq lists its product as hypothetical. The coding region runs from base 1 to 1737 and encodes 578 amino acids. Lineage: Eukaryota; Metazoa; Nematoda; Chromadorea; Rhabditida; Strongyloididae. The record is from RefSeq and is a predicted model, not a curated record. The transcript has a single exon.
AUGUCAGAUAAGACAGGUGAUAUCAAAGAAAAUCUUAAUUCUAAAAUUAAAAUGAAAGAAGAAAAUAAAAAUGUUAAAAGUGCUCAAAAAAAAGGAAAUGAUAAAUGUUAUCAAAAAAAUAAUACUUAUUUAGCGAUAAGACAUCAUAUGCAGUUGUUUUCAACAAAAUGUAGUAAGAUUAAUGAUAAUAAAAAAUCAUUUACAUCUACAAAUUCUACAUCUAAUUGUCAUCCAAUAGAAGAUAAUAACACUCAUUCAUUUUCUAAAAAUGUUUCAUCUUUUUCAAAUAUUGAAACAAUUGACUCAAAUAAUGUACUUCAUUUUAAUGAAGAUUUUAAUUUAACACAUUUAUCAUCUCAUAAUGAAAUAUUAAAUAAAAAUGAAAGUAACUCUUUAUCUCCUGAGAAUAUUCAAAAUAGUUUAUCAUCAAGUAAACCAUACUUUAUUAACAAUUUUAAUACUGUAAGUUCAUCUAAUUGUAAUAAAAAUGAGGACACAAAUGAUAAUGAAGAAUUUAAAUCUAAAAAUAAUUCUACUUUGUCACAAAAUUGGAAUAAUAUAGAUGAAUCAAAUUGUAUGAUUGGAAUGGAAAGCGCAAGUAAUAAAUUAUCUUCAUCAAUACCAAAUUAUAUUUCAAAAAUGUAUAAUAAAAAUAAAAAUGAAGAUUGUAUUAUAAAAAAUACUAGUCAAGAAUGUCAUAUAAGUUCUUGUUUAAGUGAUAGACUUAGUAAUUCUAGUGAAGAUGGUAUAACAUUUUCUGAAGAUGAAGAUGAUUCAUCAGAUAGUUAUGUUAGAUUAAUGUAUAAUAGAGAAUUAUCUGCAACUAGAAUUGGAAUGAUUUUAUCUUAUUUAGAUUCACCACAAUGUAUACCACCUAAUGUUGAAUUAAAUCCUAAUACUGGUAAGCCAUUACCACAAAGAAAAAUGCGUAAAAUUAAUCAUAUUAUAAAUGAUAAUAUAAAUCAAAAUAAAUGUCUUAAGAAGAAUAUUUCUUUAAGUGGUUCAUUUCAACAUUAUCAUUAUCCAAUGAAAUUAGGACCUAAUUCUCAAUAUAGUUUUUCAAAAAAUUGUAAAAUGAAUCUUGAUAAUCCAAAAACACCAGAAGAAGAAAAAGAAAUAUUUGAGAUAUUAAUUGUUGAUGGAAGAGGUGUUGCUAGAGAAAGAUUUAAUGUUAUUUAUGCUGAACUUCCAUUUAAAACAAUAUGUCUUGGACCAUCAGAAUCAUUUAAUCCAUUUCAAAAACAAGCUAUUGAAACUGAAAACGGAGAAAGAUAUUACAUUGAUUCAAUGGAUGAUUCAAUGUUUUCUAAUGAUGUAGAUAUUUCAAUUGAUAAAAAUCUUAAUGUUAAUAUUAAAAAAGCAUGUAAUUGUAUAUGUCGUUUUCGAUGCCCAAUAUAUGAUAGCAGAAUUGAAUCAGAAAACUAUUUUUAUUUCUUAGAAAGAAGUAAUGUUAGAAUUUUUAAUAAAGAACGUUUUGAUAAAAUACUUCCUGGAGUUUUAGAAGAUGCUAAAUUAAAUAAUUGGAAUGUUUCAAUGUUAAAAAAAUAUGCUACAGUUACAAUUUCUUUUGUUGAUUCUCGUGAACCUGAUUGUAAAGACAUCUCACGUAUUGGUGUAGUUAAAGAUUCUUUACCAUGUUGUCAUAAAGGAAGUUAUAUGGAAAUAACAAUAUUACCUAUUAUUAAUAUAAUAAAUGAAAAAUAUAAAAAUAUUAAUUCUCAGUCAGUAUAUUGUUAA